Musa acuminata subsp. malaccensis (wild Malaysian banana) is the source of this 1079-nucleotide messenger RNA. The record is from RefSeq and is a predicted model, not a curated record. Lineage: Eukaryota; Viridiplantae; Streptophyta; Magnoliopsida; Zingiberales; Musaceae.
UCGUAACACGUGUGGCUUACAAGUGCCUUCUUCCCCUGUUCUUGGUUUCGGAAGCCACAGCUCCUCUUUGGUGUUCUGAUGGCCGCGUCUAUCUCCCUUCCACCUUCCCAAUUUCUCCUCUUUCCACGCCGUUCCCCUCCUCCUCCACCUAUUCCUCAUCCUCAACUCGUGAGUCCACCUCGCAAGUCCACCCUUUGCUGCUCUUCUUCUUCGACUCCUUCCGCAGAUGCUUCUUAUCCAGUUGUAACCGAAGAAGCAGCAGAGGAAGAAGACGAUAGCUCCACCCUUCCUCUUCCUAGAGAAGGAUUCUCCCCUUAUGAAGCCGAAUCACCGAUUGAAGGCACAGAGGACCCCCAGUUCAGGGGCUGCAAGACUUGUGGAAGAGAGGAAAUUGAGAAAGGUUGCAAUGGCAAGGGACGGAUUCAGGGCGGGAUAGCCACUGUCCCGGGCUUUGGCUGGUGGCCGAUAAAAGCCUUUAGGCCAUGCCCUGGAUUUGUGGCAUCUGGUGGCCUAUAUAGGAGGCAAGGGCAAAGCAUGGACGAGGUUGCAUUUGGCAGGGGGGAAAGGGAGAUGUCCACCAAGAACAUUAAUAAACCUAACUCAAGCUUAAUGGUCCUCUAACCUCAUGCAGCAAGAAAAAGCAAGGACCAAGUAGCUUGAAGAGAUGAAAAUACAGGCUCUGUGCUCGAUGACGACGAGGCAACCCAGCAAGAUCAUAUCUGAAUGAUACCUUGCUCGCAUUACUCUUUACCAUAUUUGUUUGUGGUACUAAAUUUUACACAUAUCACCAUUGGAAAAAUGCUUUGUAUUAUUGUAGUUGUUGAAGAUUUCUGAUUUCAGAUUGGAGCAAGGUUUGUGCUCUUACGGUUGAUCUUGUGGUGAUGCUGCUUAUCGGGAAGUGUUACACUCCAUUGGCUUUACAUGGUUAUCUGUGCGAUGUCUGUACUGUAGAAGCCACAAUUCAACCAAGAUUUGUAUUGAUCUUUCAUCUCAGAACUGCAUGAGACAGGAAACCAUUCAAACUAUGGUUUUACUCCCAUCACAUUUUCUGAAAUAACAAGUACAUGUUUGAUGUUUUA